This is a messenger RNA of Diaporthe amygdali, 1047 nucleotides long. Its product is annotated as sam dependent methyltransferase. The record is from RefSeq and is a predicted model, not a curated record. The transcript is spliced from 4 exons. The coding region runs from base 1 to 1047 and encodes 348 amino acids. Gene Ontology annotation, molecular function: methyltransferase activity. Lineage: Eukaryota; Fungi; Ascomycota; Sordariomycetes; Diaporthales; Diaporthaceae.
AUGGGCACAGAUGCCCCAGGAAUAGGAUUGGACGCUGAUGUCAAGAUACAAGUCUUCGUCAACGAAAAGUCCAAAGAUCGCAUGUACAACGACCUAUCGCCUGAGAAGGCUCAGGAACUCUACGGCUCUCUCGUUCCCCAGUCUUACGCGGCUGUGAUUCAAGAUUGCAGAGGGUGGACAAAGCUGCUCGUCUAUAAAGAUGGUGCCCUUCUUGUGAGCCAAUUCCCUAGUUCUUAUCAGCAACAAACCGGACGUGAUGGCAACCUCCGCGUUGCCGACGUGGGAACAGGCACGGGCAUCUGGGCAAUUCAAUUUGCACAGCAACAUCCGGACAUUCAGGUAAUAGGCUUCGACCUUGGGAUCCCUCCCCUCCAGCCCGAUUGUCUACAGCCUGCCAAUAUCCACUUCGCCAUCCAGGACCUCCUGGCUGCUUGGCCAACUGAGGGCCCGGCAGCCGGACCAUUUGACCUGGUCCACUGCCGGCAGGUCCUUCUGAACGUCCCGGACCCAGCUGAGAUGCUGCGGCGGCUUUUUGAAAACCUGAGACCGGGCGGUAUAGUUGAGAUUCGCGAGUACUGGAGUCCGAUGGUAUCUGAGAAGGAUGAUCCGGCUGAGAAGCCUGAGGGUUCUAGCAAGGGCUCGCAGAUUCCUCUGCUCGUGGAAUGGCAUCGCGGGACGGUCGAAGCCGCCGCAGCACUCGGGUGCGACCAUGGCUAUGCCGCAAGGCUACCGGAUGCACUCCGCGAGGCCGGCUUUUCGGAAGUGGUAGUCACAGACAGAAAGGUCCCUUUGGGCGGGUGGGCCCCCGAUGGAAGUCGGCAGCAGGACGAGCGCAUGCGAAAGAUGGACUCUCUACUCUGCAAGAUGAUUGAGGCUGGUGCGCCAGUGAUGACAAAGGAGAUGUUUAUGAAAGGACUAGGGUGGACGGAAGAGAUGGCAGUCAAGUAUGCGGCUCGUGUUGUCGACGAAGUUCGCAGGGCUGACUUGGGAUUGGACAAAAUUUGUGCCCGAUUCCGGGUUGUAACUGCGAGAAAGCCACCCAUGUAA